AUGGUGCAGCGCACACUUCUAGACUUUGUGCGCAAAAAGAAUACGAGUCCCACUUGUGUGAAGGUUGAUGUGGACGAGGAGUCAAGUGAAGAGGUGAUGCGACAGUCGCUGAAGCGUACCGCAGAGGAUAUGGAGGCACUGCCACCCCCUGUGAAGAAAAAGAUGGAACUUGAUGCGUGCCUUUCAUCGCUUAUUAUCGAUCCAGACUGGCGUGCCUUUCUGCAUCCCCUCACCAGUGCCCCCAGUUUCCAACGCGUAUGCCAGUUUGUAGAGAUGGAGGCGGCGAGCGGAAAAGUCAUCCUUCCGCCGCGCGAACUUAUCUUUUCUGCAUUCAACAGCACUCCGCUUGAGAGAGUUAAGGUAGUGCUGCUGGGGCAGGAUCCUUACCACAACAUUGGCCAAGCUCAUGGAUUGUGCUUCUCGGUGCGCCCUGGCAUGCGCCCGCCGCCGAGUUUAGUGAACAUGUACAAGGAGCUUUCAGCAGAUAUUCCUGGCUUCAAGGCCCCCUCUCACGGAUAUCUGCAGCACUGGGCGGAGCAGGGCGUGUUGAUGCUCAAUGCAACACUCACAGUUGAGGCACACAAGGCAAACUCUCAUGCAACUUGUGGUUGGCAGGCAUUCACAGAUGGUGUUAUUCACCUCUUAUCGGAUGCACACAAGAAACCAAUUGUGUUUCUCCUUUGGGGUGGGUUUGCACGGAAAAAAAUUACCUUGAUUGAUCGCAAACGCCAUGUUGUUAUUGAAAAUGCGCAUCCCUCCCCACUGAGUGCAACGAAGUGGUGGGGUUCGCGACCAUUUUCAAAGUGCAAUGACGCCUUGACGAAGAUUGGGCACACACCGAUUGACUGGAGUCUCCCGAUGACCGUUUAG
Molecule: messenger RNA, 870 nt
Organism: Trypanosoma grayi
Lineage: Eukaryota; Euglenozoa; Kinetoplastea; Trypanosomatida; Trypanosomatidae
Product: uracil-DNA glycosylase
Exons: 1
Coding region: 1-870 (289 amino acids)
Biological process (GO): base-excision repair, AP site formation via deaminated base removal; base-excision repair
Cellular component (GO): mitochondrion; nucleus
Molecular function (GO): uracil DNA N-glycosylase activity
Source: RefSeq, a predicted model, not a curated record